This is a messenger RNA of Hyposmocoma kahamanoa, 1328 nucleotides long. RefSeq lists its product as uncharacterized. The record is from RefSeq and is a predicted model, not a curated record. Gene Ontology annotation, biological process: carbohydrate metabolic process. Lineage: Eukaryota; Metazoa; Arthropoda; Insecta; Lepidoptera; Cosmopterigidae. The coding region runs from base 22 to 1176 and encodes 384 amino acids. The transcript is spliced from 6 exons. Gene Ontology annotation, molecular function: hydrolase activity, acting on carbon-nitrogen (but not peptide) bonds.
UCAGACCUAGAGCCAAUAAAGAUGAGGUCGUCGUUGCUGUGUUUAACGCUUCUGGCUGUGGCAGCGGUAGUAGCGAAUGGUGAAGAUACGCUUCCAUCAGCUCAACCCUGCAGAGCCGCUUCAUGCAGUAUUCCUGAGUGUCAAUGCUCAAGUACUAGUAACUCUUUGGGAUUAGCUCCAAAAGAUACGCCUCAGUUUGUAACAUUAACAUUUGACGACGCAGUCACUAUAAACAACAUAGAAACAUAUAAAAAACUAAUUUACGAUCGCAAAAACGCUAACGGUUGCCCAAUCGGUACCACUUUCUUUGUCAGCCAUGAAUAUACCAACUACCAAUUGGUCAAUGAUUUGUACAACCAUGGUUUUGAGAUAGCCCUUCACUCAAUCACUCAUAGGUCGAAUCAAACUUAUUGGGCAAGAGCCUCUUAUGAAGACAUCGCGAAAGAAAUUGGAGAGCAAAAAGAACAACUGUCUUACUUCAGCAACAUUCCCAUCAGUGAAAUUAAAGGUGUACGUGCGCCUUUCCUGCAAACUUCAGGCAACCCUUUCUACCAAGUAAUUAAAGACUAUGAUCUUCUAUACGAUUCUUCGCGGCCUACGGUAACUUACCGGAAUCCCGGUUUAUGGCCUUACACUUUGGACUACGCCUCUACUCAGGAUUGUCCUAUUGGUCCUUGCCCAACAGCCUCCAUCCCUGGAGUUUGGGUGACCCCUUUGAUUAGUUGGGCAGAUUUAGAGGGGUUCCCUUGCUCCUUUGUUGACGCUUGCGUUUUCACCCCAAAUCAUGAUGACGAAGAUGCGUGGUAUGAAUUCAUUCUUGAAAACUUUGAAAGGCAGUAUGACGGUACUCGCGCUCCGUUCGGUUUCUACAUCCACGAGUGGUAUCUUUCUAUUCACCCUGCUGUACUCAGGGCUCUAAACCGUUUCAUUGAUACGAUCACAAAGCUAGACGACGUCUUUAUGGUCAAUGAAAAAGAAGUGAUCGAAUGGACGAAGAAUCCAGUGAAUGUUGAAGAAUACCGAACGAAGAACUGCAAGACAAUCUCGCCUAGCCCUUGUUCUUCUCCGCAUGUUUGCACAUUAACUGCCGAACACAAUGGCGUAGAAUACUGGAUGUCAGUCUGCACUGCGUGUCCCUUGGUAUACCCCUGGCUUGGAAAUUCUCUAGGAAAAUAAAUUACAAGUUUGCUUUAAAAAUAAAAGUAUUAAAAAAAUUAAGACUGGCAGUUAAUUCCUCUGACGUAGCCAGGCUUCUGGGCGCGGCACUUAAUGUUACUCUUUUAUUUGUAUUUUAAUCCUUUUUAUUCUUUACUACCUUAUUUAGUUUG